AUGUCUGGUUCAGAAGAUUCCGGGAUUGCGCUCUCCAUGAGCCAUGAGCGCAAUACUCCUAAUGUAGAUUCGGCAUCGGAAGAGGCCACUGCGACGCUUCCGCGCGAGCCAGACAGUUCCAAGAGCGAUCCAGUACCUACCAAUAUCACCGAGGUCUCCGCGUUACCGGUGCCAGAAAUAAGAGCUACUGGGUCACGUCCCCCCAGUAUCGAGCCGGGGACAGACCGCGCUGGCAGCCAAAUGGACGCAUCUGAUGCUUCUGAGCCGGAGAUCGAUGAGGAAAGUGGUACUGAUCCCGACUCAGAGACGGAUAUGUGGGUCCGCAGGCGCGAGGUAAUGAAAUCGCGCAUCAAGCUUGCGCCGAGACGCGUAAAGCAGGUGAACCAAUAUAACAAGAUCUUGGAAGAGAGACUCACGCUUCUGGAAGAGGGAACAGAGCUCUUCGAGAAGAAGCUACGCAGGCUAUUGGGAGGCGAGGAGAUAUCUCGUCCACCAUCUCCAGAGGUCAAAGCGAAGAGGCAACUGUUGGAGCCCGAGCUGAAAUUCCACCUCUCGAAGGGACUGAAGCAUGACUCCGAAACUCGUAGAGUCCACCAAAUCGAUGUCUUUGUUGGAGAACCAGAAGCACAGAAAUCUGACAGGUUUUUACGACGGAAAAAGCAAUCUAAAAGCUUGGAGGACAACGACAUGGAUGAUGGGAGGAUUGCAUCUGACCCAAUCUUGGAACGCUCUUCGGCAUCCAAUGAUGAGCGCAGACUUGCGGAGGAAAUGGUCAAGGUCAAGAACAAACACUUUCCAAGUCUAAUCCUCAUCGAGGAAAGGUCAAUCACACACCUGUUCCGGAAGUUUCUCACAGGCGACGGUACAGACACGGACAUUAUGAUGCUACGACCCUUCAAGCCUCUACUCCAGAACAGGGAAGAGAUACUAAACAUCAUGUCGGAAGUCGUUACUGCACUGACUAGGAUAGUCGAUCGCCGUGCAGAAAAAGACGCAGGACCGGCGAGUUGUGUCAUAGAUCUAGACGAAAGCGCCGAAGCAGUCCAGCCAAACGAAGCUAUUCAAGUCACAGAUGACGCUCAUGACAAGGCUCUGGAGGAGACCGGAGAGAAGGCAGGAGAUAAUGCAGUGACUGAAGAGGCCUCUGCUCCUGAUGCUAUCUCAGAAGAGGAGUGGGACACUGUCUUGAAAGAGCUCGAGCUUUACGACGUGGCUAACGGGUGCGAGGGGGAGUACAUGGACGGAUGGCCAACUCUCUCUGAAGUCGAGAAAUCUUUCAAAAGUAUCAGGGACCUGUUCGAUAAUUACCUACUGCCUGGCCAUAUGGAAUUUCGGGAGCGUAAGGCAAAAAAGGUCCGGUUCUGUGACCUGUGGCACCUAUUUCACACUGGAGAUCUCGUGGUCACAAAGCGAUCGACGAAUCUAGAUGGAACAGAGACUAAAGGUCGAUUGGGCAUGAGAGUUCUCAUGACAGCUGGUGGCAGAAGAGUCAUUAUGCCAAAACUCCCGGCUCCUGUCUUCCAAUCUCCUGUCCACUUGCUUACCUCGACGGACAAAAUCGAGCCCAUAAACGGCACCAAUCCAUUCUGUAUUUAUACGUACUACUUGGAUUUCAACGGUUCUAGGCUGGUACCUGUUCGGCGACGAAUAGUCAUUGCUCCCUAUCAUGGAGAGCGAAACAUCUCGGACCUCGAUGUCAUCCCCAUGGAGUAUGCUGCUGGAGUAGCUGACAUGCUGAAAGAACGGGGUAAGCGUUUCGUUGAAACAGUCUCCGCUUCUAUUGCGCCAUACGUGGAUUGCAAGGGUCUCGAACUCGUGACCCGUGAGGAGCUCAACGACAAAGUCAUCGUUGACAUGAAAGGGUAUUUUGGCACCAACCCUAGCGAUAUCCCUUCGUUCCUGGAGCCUGAAGAGCUUGAUCUGUCAGAGACCAGCGAUUGCCGACAAGGAAAGGAAUGUAGCUACUCAUGCGUUUCCUGCUAUCAUCGCAGUCCAGUCGUGCACGAUCAAACGACGGAUUUGGAAACGUACCAGGAGUACGUUAAUGAGAAGCCGGUGUUCAACCCGCUAUCAGGCGCGUCAAGUGCCGGUCUUGUAGACCCGUCCGACUUCAGUAUCUGUCAUUACCGCGUCUUCGCUUACAAGCUGCGUUCGCGGGAGUGGGUGCAAGUAAAUGUGCAGGAUCUUCAAGCACUACCGGAGAGUGAGAAGGGCGGAGGAUUUGACAAGCUCGUCUUAUCUGACGACCACAAAAGUAUCCUUGAGUCGCAAGUCCGUGAGCACUUUCGGAAGAGAGUAUCGCAAGCUACAACCGGAAGCAUGGAGAAUGACAUGGAUCUGGUUCGGGGCAAAGGACAAGGCCUCAUCAUCCUUCUUCACGGUGCUCCUGGCGUCGGUAAAACAUGCACAGCCGAGUGCAUUGCUGAUCUGAUGGAGAAGCCGCUCUAUCCUAUCACUUGCGGCGACCUCGGAAGCACGGCAGAAGACGUCGAGAAGAAUUUGAAGAAGCAUUUCACCCUCGCUAGCCGCUGGGAUUGCGUGAUGCUGCUAGACGAAGCCGAUGUCUUUCUUGCUAGAAGAAAAAUGGAGGACCUUCAGCGCAACAGUAUCGUGUCGGUGUUCCUCCGCAUGUUAGAGUACUACAAAGGUCUACUCUUUCUGACCACUAAUCGGGUGGGGACAUUUGACGAGGCUUUCACAUCUCGGGUGCACAUCUCGCUGUUCUACCCGGACUUCGACAAGAAAACGACACUCGCAGUGUGGCAGACCUUCAUUAAUCAGACCGUGCAUGUGCUUAAGAGCAGCGGCCGUAGCCAUGUCACUAUCAAUGGAGACGAGAUCAUCAAGUUUGCCAAGAAGCACUGGAAGGACAGCAAAGACAGCAAGCGGGCACGCUGGAAUGGACGUCAGAUCCGUAACGCCUUCCACACCGCAGUUGCCAUGGCUGAGUUCCGCGCCAGAACCCAAAAGGGUGGUGCAGGCUACGAUAACGGUAAGGAUGUCGAGAUCAGUGUGGGAAGAGUGGAAUUCGAAAAGAUUGCGAGCACCGCUAGAGAGUUUGAUACCUACAUGACUGAAACGAUGGGUUCAACUUAUGAGGCCAAAGCUGAUAGGGAAGGACUGAGGAAAGAGCAGAAGAAGGAGGAAGAGAAAGUAAGAAAGAACAAGAAGAAGAAUAAGCAGUCUAAGUCGAAGAAGGAAAGCGACUCGGACUCUUCAGAGAGUGAGAGUGAGGAUGACGAUGAUGCGAAGAAGAAAAAGAAGAAGAAGAAGCCCUCCAAAUCGAAGAAGCGAAGCGACUCAAGCUCAGGUGGCGAGAGUGAGGACGACGAUGACUCUGAUAGUGAUUAG
Alternaria ethzedia is the source of this 3351-nucleotide messenger RNA. RefSeq lists its product as uncharacterized. The transcript is spliced from 5 exons. Bases 1 to 3351 code for a protein of 1116 amino acids. The record is from RefSeq and is a predicted model, not a curated record. NCBI's taxonomy places the organism in Eukaryota, Fungi, Ascomycota, Dothideomycetes, Pleosporales, Pleosporaceae. Gene Ontology annotation, molecular function: ATP hydrolysis activity; ATP binding.